UUCUUCAUUUUUUUCUUGAUUGUGUUCAUUUUUGUUAGUUUCUUUCGCGGUUCCAACUAGUCAACUACAUUCUUUUUCUUUUUCAAGUCUAUAAUCUGCUUCUAAAAGUUGAACUAAGUUUCCCUCCACUUAUUCUCGUUCAAUGUUUUUCAGUUUCAUUGUACCAUUGGUUCUUCAUCAUCAUCAUCAAUAUCAUGGUGUUGCCUCAAUCGACAUGCAAUCUCAUGUCAGCAAAGAAUAAGCAAGUGGCCCAACCUGAAAUCCAGAAGCCUAGAUGGCUUGAUGCUUUCCUGAGAAACAAGUUUUUUGAGCAGUGCAAGGAUCAUCCAGAGCGCAAGAAUGAGUUGAACAAAUACUGUAUAGACUGUGAUCAGGCAGUUUGCCAGUAUUGCAUUUCAUUAGGUCAUCAAGACCACAUCACACUUAAGGUCUACAGACAUGUUUACAAAGAUGUUGUCUCCAUUGGUACUAUGGAUAAGUAUAUUGACUGCUCAGAAAUUCAGCGCUACAAAUCCAACAAGCGAUUGGUUAUUUCUCUGAAUCCUCUCCCGCACAGUGGUUCGACAUCCAACAAUGAGGCAUCAUGCAAUACCUGCACUAGAAAGUUGAAUGAACCGAAUCUAUAUCGCUACUGCUCCAUUUCUUGCAAGGUCAAGGCUAUUUCGCUAGAACCUAAUGAUUUGGUUCCUGCCGUAAUUCCUGACCAGAACCACAAUGCUCCUCAGGAAGGACCGGAUAUUCCUACUCAGGAAAGACCAGAGGCAAAUGCCGAACUCCCAAGGCCAAGAAAGAGAAGAAGAAAGGGAACACCACAUCGAGCUCCAUUCUUCUAAGAGCCUCCAGUAGAUCACAUGUCCUUCUUGCAUUUGCAUAGUCUGAAUAUGCAGGAUUCGAAGCAUUUUGAUUCAAUUUUGUUAUCAAGACAAUGAAAUUAUUACUUGAGUUAUACUGAAGUUCAGAAAUGUUUGAAUUCUAUUAAUUUUUUGGCUUAAACUUCCAGAUUAUCCUGUGGAAGAAGUACAUUAUGGUGUUUUUACUUCUCUUUGGUUCUGAUAGUUUGGGGUUAAACUUCCUUUUACCAUGUGGCACAACAUUAUGUUGUUUUAUAAUAUAUUUGUUUAUUUGUUAGUCUUUC
This is a messenger RNA of Arachis duranensis, 1135 nucleotides long. Its product is annotated as protein RGF1 INDUCIBLE TRANSCRIPTION FACTOR 1-like. Lineage: Eukaryota; Viridiplantae; Streptophyta; Magnoliopsida; Fabales; Fabaceae. Gene Ontology annotation, molecular function: zinc ion binding. Bases 195 to 833 code for a protein of 212 amino acids. The transcript has 4 exons. The record is from RefSeq and is a predicted model, not a curated record.